AUGGGUCGGCCAUCGGCGGCGCCCGUCUGUCGCGUGGACUUGGGGCAUUCCGGACUAGAAGAGGAUUCCUGUAACCGAAGCUGUGCCAAAGUCAAAGGAUCGCGAGAGACAGGCAUCGAUCGCCAAGCUGGCAGGCGUCUUGUCCUUUUCCCCGCUGGAGAAUUUGGGGAUCGUCGUUGGACUUUUCUCCACCUGCCGGCUGCCUUUCCAUCGGAUCCGGCCGAUGGGGGUUGUUGGACCUCGGGUCAACAGCCAGUCGGGAGUCCCUGGGCCGCCAAGCCCAACCCCAGAAGCCUCAUUGAAUUUGUUGCGGUUGUCCGAUAUCGCAAGAAAGGUGCUGAGGGUGAAGCAGCUAGGAGUAUCCCGAUCAUCAUCUUUGUCAAUCAUUCCAAUUCCGUGACAGCGAAGCUUAGGCAAUUGCAGCCCAUGUCUGGCUUGGCCAACGCAAUCUGCAUUGAGAUCUGCGAACGGCACGGAUACAAUAGCCUGUUCGAACAAGUUCCGACUAGCGUGCAUGCCGCCAAUCGCCAGGUCUUUCAGAUGCCUGUGUCUUCUGGCACAAGAGACCAGGAUGGGGGGGCCAUGAUUGGUGCUCUGAUAACGAUUUUGCCUAACGGGAUAAGGAAUCCUCCGUUGUGUGCAAAGGGCGAUACGAGAUCGUCAACGGACGGCAUGGGUUAUAAUACUUUGGGUCAAGUGACCAAAGUUGAGCCGCUGUCAAUUUGCGAGGGUUGUACUGGCAAGUGUGAUGCCAAGAGUGCGUUCCUGGAUCAAAGGAAGUGGGGUAAACGGGGAAAGAAGAUAGAGCGAAGAGUUGAUCAUGGGAUUGCACGCGGCGGAGAGGAUUGCGUCGCGGUCAUUGCUUUGCAGCAGUUCAUGUGCCCCGGAGGCUCGUUAUCAGUGACGGAGCAAUAA
Molecule: messenger RNA, 915 nt
Organism: Aspergillus niger
Lineage: Eukaryota; Fungi; Ascomycota; Eurotiomycetes; Eurotiales; Aspergillaceae
Exons: 7
Coding region: 1-915 (304 amino acids)
Source: RefSeq, a predicted model, not a curated record